AUGAACGAUCGUUCGACUCUGCUCCGACCGCCCCCUGAAGACCCCAAGAAGGCACAGAUUGAAAAUGCGUUGGAGGUAACCGAGCUGGCCGUUUUGGGUCCUGAAACAUCUUCACCAACACGCGCCAGCCAUGGCAACCCGCCCGGCGCGCGCGGCAUCUACGGCGGCGCCGUGAUCGCCCAUGUUGCCCUGGCCGCGGGCGCAGCGGGACCCGUGGGCCCCCCGACUUUCCUGGGUCCCACUCGUGCCCACUGCUACAUUCCCAUGCUGGGCGAGGCGACCUCCGAGCUGCCUAUCCUCUUCCACGUCGAGCAGGUGCGCGACGGCCGCUCCUUCGCCACCCGCACCGUCCAGGCCCGCCAGCGCGGCCGCUGCAUCUUCACCACCACCAUCUCCUUCGUGCGCGACACGUCCGGCGGCAGCACGAGCAGUGAGGAGGAGGGCGGGGAGGGGCCCAAGGCGGCGACGCCUCAGAAGAAGAAGCAGAUCGCCGAGGUCAGCCACGCCAGCGCGAUUCCGCGCGGCCCCGACGGGCAGCCGCUGCGGCCGCCGCCGGACGACUACGCGGGGGAGCCGGAGCUGAUUUCGCAGGGCCCGUUCCAGGGGGCGCGGAUCGAGGUGGUGGACGCCGGGGGCGCGGACAAGCCCGGGGAGAAGGUGACGCGGCAGUGGGUGCGGGCGCGCGGCAAGAUCGCAGGCGGGCAGGCGGCGCAGCUCGAGGCGCUCGCCUACGUGUCCGACAGCUACUUCAUCGGCACCAUCACGCGCAUCCACAAGCUGUGGCGUUUUCCCUUCAAGGCCGAGGACUACGACCAGCUGCCCGAGGACUUGAAGCUGAAGGUCAAGACGCUGCACCAGUGGGAGGGUAUGGGCGAGGACCCGCGCGAGAUGGUGGGCCGGCCGACCAUCGGCAUGAUGGUCAGCCUCGACCAUACCAUCUACUUCCACGAGCCGACCAAGGUGCGCGCCGACGACUGGAUGCUCACCGAGAUGCAGAGUCCGUGGGCGGGGGAUGGAAGGGGCGUGGUCAUGCAGAAGAUCUUUAGCAAAGACGGGACGUUGCUGGCGACCUGUGUGCAGGAGGGCCUCGUUCGACUUCAGCAGCCGGCGCCCGAGGGCAAGGAGUCGAAGCUUUAA
Messenger RNA from Chaetomium globosum CBS 148.51, 1137 nucleotides. RefSeq lists its product as uncharacterized. Gene Ontology annotation, molecular function: fatty acyl-CoA hydrolase activity. Gene Ontology annotation, biological process: acyl-CoA metabolic process; fatty acid catabolic process. Lineage: Eukaryota; Fungi; Ascomycota; Sordariomycetes; Sordariales; Chaetomiaceae. Gene Ontology annotation, cellular component: peroxisomal matrix. The record is from RefSeq and is a predicted model, not a curated record. The transcript has 3 exons. The coding region runs from base 1 to 1137 and encodes 378 amino acids.